Molecule: messenger RNA, 1188 nt
Organism: Naegleria gruberi
Lineage: Eukaryota; Heterolobosea; Eutetramitea; Acrasida; Naegleriidae
Exons: 3
Coding region: 1-1188 (395 amino acids)
Biological process (GO): phenylalanyl-tRNA aminoacylation
Cellular component (GO): cytoplasm; mitochondrion
Molecular function (GO): ATP binding; tRNA binding; phenylalanine-tRNA ligase activity
Source: RefSeq, a predicted model, not a curated record
AUGAUCAAUAAGAAUUUUAGAAAUUUUAAUACAAAUCAAAAGACCUUGUCGGAAGUUCCAAUUUAUGUUCAAAUUAAAGAGUCUAACAUACCUCCUUCUGUCCAUGCUAAAAUCGGAAGAAAUUUAUAUAGAAAGGAUAAUCAUCCUUUGUGUAUUAUCAAGACAAUUAUUCAAAAUCACUUUAUUGAAAAGGCAGCCAAAGAUAAUGGAAAGGUUCAAAUUUUCGAUGAAUUCCAUCCAAAAGUAACAACUGUUCAAAACUUUGAAAGCCUGUGUUUCCCUUCCGAUCACAUUUCUCGUCAACCAACUGAUACAUACUAUUAUGAUAGCUUACAUUUAUUGAGAACUCACACAACAGCCCACCAAGUUGAAAUUUUACAAAAGGGUCACGAACACUUCCUUGUUGCUGGUGAUGUUUAUAGACGUGAUGAUGUCGAUGCUACUCACUAUCCAGUUUUCCAUCAAAUGGAUGGUGUUAAAAUUUUCCGUAAGAAGGAUUUUAUUGAAUUGGUUAAUACUGCAUUUGAAAAUUAUUGUAUUCAAGAAUUGAAGAAUGAUUUGGAAGGAUUAGCUAGAGCUCUCUUUGGAGAUGUUACUAUGCGUUGGAAUUCUGAUUAUUUCCCAUUUGUGGAUCCAGGUAUUGAAUUGGAAAUUGAUUUCCGUGGAAAAUGGUUGGAAGUUUUGGGUUGUGGAUUAAUUAAGAAGGAUAUUAUGCUUAAUGCCAAGUAUGACCUUAACGAAUAUACUGGUUAUGCUUUCGGUGUUGGUUUGGAAAGAUUGGCAAUGAUUUUGUUCGAUAUUCCUGAUAUUAGACUUUUCUGGAGUGAAGAUGCUAGAUUCCUCUCACAAUUCUCACAAGAAAUUGUGAAUAGUCCUAAAUUAUUAUUGAAUACCAAAUUCAAACCAAUUUCUAAAUUCCCUGGAUGUUAUAAGGAUAUUUCUAUGUGGGUUGACUCCAACUAUAGUGACAAUGAUUUCUAUGAAAUUGUCAGAGAAUUAGCAGGAGAUUUGGCUGAAAAUGUUAGCAUUGUUGAUGAUUUCACUCAUCCAAAGACUGGAAAGAGAAGCAAAUGUUAUCGUAUCAUGUACAGAAGUAUGGAAAGAAGUUUGACCAAUGAAGAAAUUGAUGAAAUCCAAUUCAAGUUGAGAGAAGCAGUUCCACAACAGUUGCCAGUAACAUUAAGAUAA